Molecule: messenger RNA, 1220 nt
Organism: Paramecium pentaurelia
Lineage: Eukaryota; Ciliophora; Oligohymenophorea; Peniculida; Parameciidae
Source: the annotation of a GenBank genome assembly
AUGCACAAUUAUCAAGAUAAUAGUUAAAAAUUCUUUUAUGAAUUAUGGAACACUGGUAACAGAAUAUUAUGUUAAGGAAAGUUGUUAGUUGGGUAAAUAAUAUUUUUAUAAAAGUUCUGAAAAUCAUAAAUUCAUUGCAUCUCUUGUACUAAUCACUAUACCUACAAUUCUGUAUUAUGUGUUCAUGGCACCAGUAAUAAAAUAUGAUUACUUAGGCAUUGGUUCAAAGAGAUUAAGUUAUUUAGGUGAUCAUUUUUAUAAUUCUAAAUUGUUUAGUUUAUGUUUUCAUUACUAUAACAGUACUUAUGGAUCCAGGUAUUAUCCCUAAAAUAGUAAUAAUUUAAAUAUUAAAAAGACUACAAAUUAUGAAAUGGAUGAAUAGUUAAUUUUAAUUCCUUAAAAAUAUUUAAAGGUUGAUCCUUAAGUAUUAUUUGAAUCUAAAACAUUGUAAAUGAGAGGACAUUAAUUUAAAUUGAAAUUUUGUAACACAUGUAUAAACGAAAUUAAUAAUUUUAUAGGUGCAAUUUAUAGACCUCCUCGUGCCUCACAUUGUCCAGCAUGUGAUAAUUGUGUAUUGAGAUUUGAUCAUCAUUGUCCUUGGAUAGGAGCUUGUGUUGGAAGAAGGAAUUAUAUUUAUUUUUAUCUUUUUAUCUUCUUUCUUUCUGCUACAAUGAUUUAUGUUUUUUCAACAUGUCUUGCAUAUAUCUUUGGAAAUAUGGAGAAUGAUAAAGAUAAAGGAGAAUAGAUAAUAUAAAUAUUAUAAAGAAAUCCAAUUUCAUUAGCAUUAGCAAUUUAUUGUUUCAUAGUAAAUUAAUUAGAAUUAUUCAGUUUUCAUUUUUUGUUGUUGGUUUAUGGGGAUUCCAUACAUUUUUAGUUAUAACAAAUAUGACUACAAAUGAAUAUUUAAAGAAACAUUGGAUUAUUUAAAGUGAAAAUCCUUUUAGAAGGUAUAUUCAUUUUUAAUAGUAUAGAAAGAAUAUCUUUAAAAAUAUAUAACAUGUUUUAGCAUGUAUUAGAGAAGUUAAAUUUUUAGAACUUCGUUAAUAUGUUUAUGAUCCAAAAAGCUAUAAUCAAGUAAUAUUUAUAUAAUUUUUAAGCCUAUUACAUAAAAUCAAAUAAAUGAGAAUGAAAAUGAAAAUUUAAAUCCAGUAUGCGAUAAUUAAAAUAAUGUUGCAAGAAGAUCAUCAAAAUAAACUGAUGAUCAUAUGGAAGAACAAUGA